This is a messenger RNA of Racocetra fulgida, 375 nucleotides long. The record is from the annotation of a GenBank genome assembly. Lineage: Eukaryota; Fungi; Glomeromycota; Glomeromycetes; Diversisporales; Gigasporaceae.
AUGAAAAUUGUAUCUUCCUGUGAUGAAGAUGGAGCACCGGUUGUCUCACCUUCUUUUGUUGAAGACGUAGAAAAAACCCCAUUUGUUGAUCCUGAUAAUGAAUUAGCCGCCAAGAAACUUCAACAAACACUAGAUACUUUAUAUGUUCAUAACCCAAUACCAAUUAAAGAUUUGUUAGAGCUUGAAGAAAAAAUAGAAAUACAUCAAGAAUUUAAUGAUGAAAGUUUUAUCCAAGCCGCUACAGAAAUAAAAAAUGCAGAAAAUGAAAUCACAGUACAACCCUUAACUAGAAAGGAACAGUUAGAUAUUUUGCAUGGUGCUCUGAGAAUUGUUGAUAAAAGAAUUGAUGACGGAGAUCUGAAGAGAAGAAGCUGA